Molecule: messenger RNA, 1428 nt
Organism: Kwoniella botswanensis
Lineage: Eukaryota; Fungi; Basidiomycota; Tremellomycetes; Tremellales; Cryptococcaceae
Product: peptidyl-prolyl isomerase CWC27
Exons: 12
Coding region: 1-1428 (475 amino acids)
Biological process (GO): protein peptidyl-prolyl isomerization
Cellular component (GO): catalytic step 2 spliceosome
Molecular function (GO): peptidyl-prolyl cis-trans isomerase activity
Source: RefSeq, a predicted model, not a curated record
AUGACGAUAAUGAAUUGGAUCUGGACUCCCGCUACCAAUGGGAAAGUGAUCAUAGAUACAACAGCAGGGGAGAUAGAAGUCGAGCUGUGGGGUAAAGAAUGUCCGAAAGCUGUGCGAAAUUUCCUUGCACUCUCUAUGGAAGGAUACUAUGAUGGAGUUAUCUUCCAUAGAGUCGUUCCGGGUUUCAUCAUACAAUCUGGUGAUCCAACGGGCACAGGCAUGGGAGGAGAGAGUUUCUAUGGUGAACCAUUCCAAGAUGAGAUACAUCCUAGAUUACGAUUCAACAGACGAGGUUUGAUGGGUAUGGCCAAUAACAGUAAACGACAUACCAACACUUCCCAAUUCUUCUUCACGUUGGACAAAGCAGAGGAAUUGACCAAUAAACAUACCUUGUUUGGGAAGAUUGUUGGAAAUACGAUAUAUAAUGUGAUGAGUAUCGGCAAUUUAGAUGUUGAUGCAGAAGAAAGACCAUUAGUACCCCCAAAGAUACGAGGUAUAAGGAUAAUAGAGAACCCCUUUGACGAUAUCGUACCUCGUAUAACUGCUUCUGAGAGAAGAGCUCAACAGCAAGCUAGGUUGGAAGCUAAGAAGGAGAUGGAGUUUAGGGAGAAGAGAGCAAAGGCGAAAAAGAAUACUGGUUUGCUGUCAUUUGGUGAUUCGGAAGAGAUACCUGAUACGGACAUUAAGGUGAAGAAGAAGGGAAUGACCAGACAGGAUUUGCUGGAUCCAGCUGAGAGUGCUCCUUCCAAACCUGCAGAAUCUUAUGUAAAGGUACCGGAUUCGCUUAAGGAUCUUGGCGAUUCUAGUAAAAAGGAGAAGGAGAAAAAGGCUGCCGUCGAUCUCAAAGCUAUUCGAGAACAGCAUGAAAGGGAAAAGGCAGGAAGCAGUGCUUCGCGUCAAGCUGAGAUCAAGCGGAUGGAAGAAGAUCUACGUCGGUUGAAGAAACGUACAGGUGAUGCGUCAGAUUCUGAUUCAGACGAAGGACGUUCGAAACGGCAUAAAGGGCCUUCGGUAUUGGAACAAGAAUUGGCCAAGUAUUCUAAGAACAGGGGAAGAGCCGCUGCGAAACAUGGUAACAAGAGGGGAAGGAGGGACGAGGAAGAUGAUAUAUUAAAGGAGAUGAGUAGGUUCAGUAGUAAAGUAGCUAAAGCUGCACCGGAAGAGGAUGAAGAACCGACGACAAGACCUACGGAAGAAUAUGAACAAGCCGGAGAGGAUGAUCUGGAAGUGGACGACGAUGUAGGAUGGAUGAAGCAUAGUCUGAAGUUCUUGGUGGAUGAGAAGGAAUUGACGAGAAGGGCAGAAGAAGAGUACUCGGUGAUCGACCCUCGAGCGAAAGCCAGACAGCUUGCUGAAGAUUCACGUAGGGAGAAGGAAGGACAUAGGAAGGGAAUGCGGACUGCUGCUGAUGUUGGUAGAAGGAGGUAG